This is a messenger RNA of Suillus discolor, 480 nucleotides long. RefSeq lists its product as uncharacterized. Lineage: Eukaryota; Fungi; Basidiomycota; Agaricomycetes; Boletales; Suillaceae. The record is from RefSeq and is a predicted model, not a curated record. The transcript has 4 exons. The coding region runs from base 1 to 402 and encodes 133 amino acids.
AUGCUAGGACCACCAAACAAGCUGGAAGUCGAUUGUCUUUUGGCAGCGUUAAGAGUUGCAUCUUUCCACGUGCCGGUGGUAACCUGUCAGACGGAUGCAAUGCUCAGCAGAGUUGAUGCUAAUGAUAUUGGGUCAUUGCUCUCGGUUGUGGAGGAGGUUACUGUUUGUGGGAACUCGUUUCAGGCCAGUAACUCAGUGAUAUACCGGAGGGAGUUCAUGAAUCGGAAGCUACACACCAAGUGCACACUGAUGAGUGUCUGCCAUGAGUGUCUGCCAUGUACUUCAUUACUUGAAGUUGAGUCAUAUCAAACAAUCUGGUCUCGAUCCUCAGCUUUACUGAAGAAGAACAUUGCAGUGAGUUGCGUGUUCACGAUAGUCGUAGAAGCACAGUGCUAUCACUAAAACAGGCCUAAAAACAAACCCCUCGAAUUCCAUCGAAUUCCAUGCAACCUGCUGUAGACCUUUGACUUAAAUCAUCAC